Messenger RNA from Etheostoma cragini (Arkansas darter), 592 nucleotides. RefSeq names its product WDYHV motif containing 1 (gene ntaq1). The coding region runs from base 68 to 592 and encodes 174 amino acids. The transcript is spliced from 5 exons. The record is from RefSeq and is a predicted model, not a curated record. Lineage: Eukaryota; Metazoa; Chordata; Actinopteri; Perciformes; Percidae. Gene Ontology annotation, molecular function: protein-N-terminal glutamine amidohydrolase activity; protein-N-terminal asparagine amidohydrolase activity. Gene Ontology annotation, cellular component: nucleus; cytosol.
UUAAUUUACCGGAUCUGACGUCUGAGUCCUAGUUCCAGACGGAGUGGUUUCAGUGUGACACACCAACAUGAAUCCUGGAGUCAGUAUUACACCGAGCCGCGAAAACUGCGUUUAUACCAGCUGUUACUGUGAGGAGAACGUGUGGAAGCUGUGUGAGUUUGUCAGAGCCGAGAGAUCAGCAGCGCUAGAUCAGCUGGAGGUGGUCUUCAUUUCCAACAAGACCAGAACGGUUCCUCUCUGGAGGCAGAAGUCUGGACGAGGAGAUCAGCCGGUGAUCUGGGACUACCACGUCAUCCUGCUGCAGGUGGAGCCUCCAGGUCCUUCUUCUUCUUCUGUGGUUUAUGACCUGGACUCUGAGCUGGAGUUUCCAUGCAGCCUGGAGCUGUACGCAGCCGAGGCUCUACACACAGACACACACCUCAGAGCCCAGUACCACAGGUCCACGCACGCACACACACACACACACCUCAGAGCCCAGUACCACAGAUGGUCCAUGACGUCACUAACACCCACGGAGGGGGCGGAGCUUCGCUACUCAUCAACACGGCUGCUGCCUGUUGUUGUUCCGCUCCAUGCUAAUGCUAACGGCUAA